Messenger RNA from Nanorana parkeri, 1596 nucleotides. Its product is annotated as 5,6-dihydroxyindole-2-carboxylic acid oxidase-like. Gene Ontology annotation, molecular function: oxidoreductase activity. Gene Ontology annotation, biological process: melanocyte differentiation; melanosome organization. The transcript has 7 exons. Gene Ontology annotation, cellular component: melanosome. Lineage: Eukaryota; Metazoa; Chordata; Amphibia; Anura; Dicroglossidae. The coding region runs from base 1 to 1596 and encodes 531 amino acids. The record is from RefSeq and is a predicted model, not a curated record.
AUGUCGCCCUGUAAAUCUUGGAAUACCUGUGCUGUGGUGGUUACCCUUCUUUGUGACCUGAUCUCCGCUCAGUUUCCUCGCCAGUGCACCACCCCUGAGACCUUGGCUACUGGAGAGUGUUGUCCCAGCCUCUACCCUCAACAGUCUCCAAAUCCCAGCGACCUCUGUGGCUUCACCGUGGGCCGCGGCGGCUGCAUGCCCGUCAUGGUGGACGCCAGGCCUCAUGGAUCCCAGUUUAAGGUGGAAGGGCUGGAUGACCGAGAACACUGGCCCAUCCGCUUCUUCAACAAGGCUUGUCUGUGCAACGGCCGCUUCUACGGAUACAACUGCGGCAGCUGCAAACCUGGGUGGGCUGGAGAUGACUGUGAUCAGCCCAUUGUAGUUGCAAGAAGAAAUAUUAUGGACCUGAAUGGUUCAGAGCGCCAGCGUUUUAUUCAUGCGCUGGACCUUGCAAAGAACACCGUGCACCCGGACUAUGUCAUUGCCACCAGACACUACAAUCAGCUUGUUGAUCCAGAAAGCAACACUACCAAUUUCGAGAACAUUUCCAUUUAUGACUACUUCGUCUGGACUCACUACUACAGCGUCAGCAAAACCUUCCUGGGUGCGGGCCAGGGCAGUGCUGGAGGUAUAGACUUCUCUCAUGAAGGGCCUGCCUUCCUCACCUGGCACAGGUUCCAUGUGCUGCAGCUUGAAAGGGAUAUUCAGAACCUUCUGAAAGAUCCAACGUUUGCUCUGCCUUACUGGAAUUUUGCCAUUGGUGGGAACAAGUGUGAUAUUUGCACUGACGAUCUGAUGGGUUCCAGGAGCAAUUUUGGACAGAACCUGCUGAGCCCCAAUUCAAUCUUCUCUCAGUGGAGAAUUGUCUGUGAACAUGUGGAGGAUUAUGAGAGCCUAGGAACGAUCUGCAACAGUACAUCUGGAGGCCCGAUCAGGAGAAAUCCUGCAGGGAAUGUGGCACGGCCCAUGGUGCAAAGACUUCCCGAAAUGGAAGAGGUUUUGCUCUGUCUGGAAGUGAACUUGUUUGACACGGCACCGUUCUUCUCAAAUUCUUCUGAAAGCUUCAGAAAUGCAAUAGAAGGAUACAGCGAGCCAUCUGGACAGUACAACCCAACCGUGCGAAGCCUCCAUAACCUUGCUCACUUGUUCCUGAACGGUACAGGAGGACAGACCCACUUAUCUCCAAACGACCCAAUCUUCGUGUUGCUGCACACGUUCACAGAUGCUGUGUUUGAUGAAUGGCUGAGAAGACACAAUGCAGAUUCUACUCAGUAUCCGCUGGAAAAUGCUCCUAUUGGCCACAAUAGACAACACAAUAUGGUUCCUUUCUGGCCCCCAGUGCCCAACAGGGAAAUGUUUGUAACGGCGCCUGAGAACCUGGGUUACAUGUAUGAAAUUCAGUGGCCUAGGCUUCCAUUAAAAAAUGAAGAGAUUACAAUAAUAGCGGUCAUUGUGGCCUUGGUUCUUGUGGCUGUAAUAUUUGUUGCUGCCCGGUGUGCUGCCAAGAGAAGGGGCCAGAGGAAUGAAGUGCUGAAGCCCCUCCUGGAAAAGUCCUACCAGUUUUAUGCUGAAGAGGAGGAUGUGGAAACGGCGUGA